AUGCAAAGCUACUUCCAAGGGUUUGUGCCCAUUCAUACUAUAUUUUAUUCUGUGUUCCACCCCACAGAAGGCUCCAAGAUCAAGUACGAGUUUCCCCCAAAUAAUCUCAAAAAUCAUGGUAUCAAUUUCAACACGAUCAAAAACUACAUCAUACCGAAACCUAUACUGUGCCACAAGCUGAUCACUUUCAAGUACGGCACCUAUAGAAUUGUAUGCUACCCGGUAACGAUCAAUUCUCCAAUAUACGCCAGGAAUUUUUUCAGCUUUAAUUUUGUGUUCGUAUUUCCAUAUGAUUGUGAGACGUCUCCUUACGAGCCAGCCAUCACCAGACUGGGCAAAAUGUUCAAAGUUCUGGAAGAGCAAAACCAAUUGCUGUCUAAAUCUGAAAAAGAUGCUGUUUUUUUUGACCUGAAAGCAUUGGAAAACUCCACGAUAACGCCCUCUACUGCAGGGGCCCCUACAACAUCAAAUCCCAGUAGCAACACCACACCAACCUAUCCUACGUCCGACAAAGACGCGAAGGACUUGAGAAGCAGCAGGUACAACGACCUCACCAAAGAUUUGGGGCUUCCGGAGUCUUCGUUCUCCAUACAGGAUUUGCUAAUGAGAAUUUUUCAAGACUUGAAUAACUAUUCCGAAUGCCUCAUACCGAUCGACGAGGGAAACGCAGUAGACAUAAAGAUUUUCCCACUUCUAAGACCACCCACAACUUGUGUCUCCUUAGAGGAUGUGCCCUUGUCGUCUGUAAACUUGAAAAAAAUCAUCGAUGUUAACUGGGAUCCAACUAUGAUGAGCAUAGUCCCCUACAUUGAUGGUUUAAACAGCAUUGCUAAAAUUUCUAAACUGAGUCGCAGUGACCCAAGUUUAGUGAUAGAAUGCAUACGGCAUCUAAUAUAUUACAAAUGUGUCACGUUGUCAGAUAUUUUCCAGUUCUCCAACAUAUACGCCCCUUCUUCGUUGAUCAGAACUUUUUUAACCGACCAACUAAUGGCCAGUGAUUGCCAAUCUUAUGUUGCGUUUCCUGAAAUAUCCAAAAUGUCAAGUUUACCCUUAAGUAAAAAUCUAGAUUCUGCUGAUCGAGAUUCACCAUCACUUUUUGUUCGUAGGAAAUCUAAAUCCUCUAGCAUACCUUCAAACCCGGACUCCAGAACUACGUCUUUUAGUUCGAACAGCAAAGUUUCCCAAAACUCAUCAUUAAAUUCCUCAUUUUCAUCAGUUUGUAAGGAUUGGAGGCAGUCACAAACCUCUCUUUCAAGCUCAAAUCUUCGUGCUAAUGACAACCGUAAUAGGUUUCUACCAACAAGGUCGUGCUUAUUUGAUCUUUAUAGAUCUCUCUCGCAAGGACGAACGCUAAAAUCGUGGUACGAGUCGAAGCACGCAAUUUUAAAAGAGAAUAACAUCGAUGUUAGAAGAUUUAUAACGUUUGGCUUGGAAAGACGAAUCAUAUAUAGAUGUUAUUCCUUUCCAGUAAUGUUGAAUGUCGAUUCACGAGAACGGAAGGAAAUGACACGAAUGAUCUUAAAAGACUCUCUAAAUGAUGAUAGGUCACUUAAGAAAAAAAAUCAGGAUGCUUCAUUUUCCGUAGUUGGGUCUAAAAAUUCAGGACAACCCAAUAACGUAAAAUCCGAAAGACCGUCGAAGGUUUCAUUUGAGAUGCAAAGAGCAGGUUCUUUGGCGACUGGUGAAGCUACAAUACCCAAGCUAAGUGAUGAAGAAGAACGAAUUCUGGAAAACUCUAUCAGGAGUGCUGAGAGUUUUGAUAACAUUUGCGUCUUGCUGAGUAAAUCUAAACUAGAAGUGGAGAACUACUUAAAUGAAUUAGGAGAAUUCAAGGUAAUUAAUAGCUGA
This is a messenger RNA of Saccharomyces kudriavzevii IFO 1802, 1848 nucleotides long. RefSeq names its product nitrogen permease regulating protein NPR2 (gene NPR2). Gene Ontology annotation, biological process: negative regulation of TORC1 signaling; positive regulation of autophagy. The record is from RefSeq and is a predicted model, not a curated record. The coding region runs from base 1 to 1848 and encodes 615 amino acids. NCBI's taxonomy places the organism in Eukaryota, Fungi, Ascomycota, Saccharomycetes, Saccharomycetales, Saccharomycetaceae. Gene Ontology annotation, molecular function: GTPase activator activity. The transcript has a single exon. Gene Ontology annotation, cellular component: vacuolar membrane; GATOR1 complex.